AUGGGAUCUGGGAAGAACAACUGGAAUGCUUUUGGCUGCCAUGUGUCGGAAGACCUGCUCCUGACCACGGCCGAGCGGGUUGUCGGCCUGGGAUUGAGGGAUCUUGGAUAUCAAUAUGUCGUACUGGACGACUGUUGGCAAGAUGUUAAUGGCCGCGAUCAGAAUGGCCGACUCCAGCCGGAACCCAGCAAGUUUCCGCGGGGCCUCAACUUUCUAUCCGACUACUUGCACAGCCUGGGUCUAAAAUACGGAAUGUAUUCGAGCGCUGGCGAGAUGACAUGUGCCCGUUUCGAGGGAUCGCUCGACCAUGAAGCAGAGGACGCGCAGAGCUUUGCAUCAUGGGGCAUUGACCUUCUCAAGUACGACAGUUGUUACCACAUGGGUCGAAUUGGUACACCCCAGAUCUCCUUUAACAGAUUCAAAGCCAUGUCCGAUGCCCUGGUUGACACUGGUCGUCCCAUUCUUUUGAAUCUCUGCAAUUGGGGGGAAGACUAUGUACACACUUGGGGAAUGUCCAUAGCCAAUUCCUGGAGGGUCACGGGGGAUAUUUACGACUCCUUCACCAGACCCGACGAUCUGUGCGGUUGUGACACGAGCAUAUCUGAUCCAUUUUGCAUCGCACCGGGCACACACUGUUCCGUUCUGUUCAUCCUCAACAAGGUCGCCGCAUUUGCCGACCGCAGUAUUCCCGGGGGAUGGAGCGAUCUAGACAUGCUCGAGGUCGGCCAGGGCGGCAUGACAGACGAGGAGUACAAGGCGCAUUUUGCUCUGUGGGCCGCCAUGAAGUCCCCUCUGUUUCUGGGAAACGACCUUAGGGACAUGACGGCAUCUGCAUUCUCCAUCAUCAACAACCCUGCCAUCCUGGCCCUGAACCAAGACCCUCACGGACGCUCCAUUACUAGGGUGAGACGUGAGGUUGACGGUGUCGCCAAGGAUGAAUGGGGGAUCGGAGAGACGCACGUCUGGAGUGGCUACUUGCAAAAUGGUGACGAGGUUGUCAUACUUCUCAAUGCCGGAGCGGCCGACAUGGAAAUGAAGGCUACAUUGGCCGAGAUAUUUGUAUCUUUUGGUCCUGGCGGCUCAGCUCCGCACGUCAAGAGUGACUGGUCGGUCCAUGAUCUCUGGGCUCACCGCAUGCCUCACAAGACGGCAGCUGCCAUAGUAGAUGCCAUAUCUGAUGACGAAAGGGCCGCCAUCUAUAAAAAUGCGAAUUGGUACAAUUCCACAGAAACGCCAUACGCAGAAGGUCUACGAAAUGGCGACCCAAGGCUGUUUGGCGAGAAGAUUGGUGUAAUUGAGGCGGGCGGAACCCUAAAGGCCGAGGUCAAGAGUCAUGCUGCUAGAGUUUUCCGACUCAGGAGGAUUCAAAAGCCUGGAGAACUAUUCAAAGAAAAAAGACAUGACAGGAUGGCAAAGGACGAGUUAUAG
Messenger RNA from Pestalotiopsis fici W106-1, 1428 nucleotides. RefSeq lists its product as uncharacterized. The coding region runs from base 1 to 1428 and encodes 475 amino acids. The record is from RefSeq and is a predicted model, not a curated record. The transcript is spliced from 3 exons. Gene Ontology annotation, biological process: carbohydrate metabolic process. Gene Ontology annotation, molecular function: alpha-galactosidase activity. NCBI's taxonomy places the organism in Eukaryota, Fungi, Ascomycota, Sordariomycetes, Amphisphaeriales, Sporocadaceae.